ACAUCACCAAAUUGAUUUUUUUGAACACCAAUUUAAUAUGUCGUUCAUUUGAAAAAUGGAGGCAACAUAUGGGACUGUGUCCUUCUCAAACAAAAAUACAGUUUUGUGUUAUUAUUUUUUUUUUUACAGCUUUAUGUCAACUACAUUUAACAUGGAUACAAAUUAUUGGGAUACAUUGGCUAUAAAUGAACUGUUUGAACCUAAUAUUACUUAUCCAGACAUGAAUAUUAUAAAAUGUCUUAGUAGAUACAACGCUGCAUUGUUAAUAGUUGAUACAAAUGAGAUGUGGAAUAAGUAUGUAACCACUAUGGUCAAAUUAAUAUCUGAUGCUGGUAUUACAGAAAUUCAUAAACUUGCUUUAAUUAAAGUAUCUAUACAUUGCGCUCACAAGAAAAAAAAAUUGACACCAAGUCAUUAUAUUCAUUUGAUAUAUAAUUCAAAAGGUUCAAUGACCCUGGACUUUUUAGAUUGGGGCAUUGAAGCAUAUCCGAAUGACACACGUAUCUUAGAAGUGAAUAUAAAUUUUAAACUAACUGAUAAAGAUGAACUAAUUGCUUACGAGUUAUUUAAAGAAAAUGCUUAUAAAGUUUCAAGCACUCUGUGGCUUAUAGUUAUUAAAUAUUUUUUAAAUAAGCCACAGAUAUGGCAUAUUUUCAACAUGGCAUUUGGAGAUGAAUCUGUGUGUUGUAACGAAGUAAAAAAAAAGCUUGCAAAGGAGUAUUUGUUGUGGUUAAGCAAAAAUAAGUCUUUGAAUGAUGCUCGAAACGCAUACUUGUUGUUGAACACAAACAACAGUUGUGAUGCAAGUCUGUGCAAGACCAUGGUAAAUCUAGAAAACCGACAACAGAUAAUAGAUGUCAGCAAGAUUAGGGAGCAUUUUACAUUAGCAUGCAUGCAGUUUGGUAAAACCAAUAUCGGUUAGUUAAUUCUUUCUAUAUAUUAUUCAAGUUAAGAACUGUUGUAGCGGCAAUACUAUAUAGCAGGUAUACUAAUAGUUGACUUGUUGGGGGUGACAAAAGAGUUUUGCCUGAUUGUGGUCCAAAAGAAACUGGUCGCUGCCAACUAUGUUUCUUAACUUGAAUAGA
Messenger RNA from Acyrthosiphon pisum (pea aphid), 1085 nucleotides. RefSeq lists its product as uncharacterized. The transcript has 3 exons. The record is from RefSeq and is a predicted model, not a curated record. The coding region runs from base 56 to 922 and encodes 288 amino acids. Lineage: Eukaryota; Metazoa; Arthropoda; Insecta; Hemiptera; Aphididae.